This is a messenger RNA of Paramormyrops kingsleyae, 1891 nucleotides long. RefSeq names its product pleckstrin homology-like domain, family A, member 1 (gene phlda1). Lineage: Eukaryota; Metazoa; Chordata; Actinopteri; Osteoglossiformes; Mormyridae. Gene Ontology annotation, molecular function: phosphatidylinositol phosphate binding. The record is from RefSeq and is a predicted model, not a curated record. Gene Ontology annotation, biological process: positive regulation of apoptotic process.
UUGGCUAGGUUAUGCGAGUUCUGGUUUAAUGACUUGGGUCUCGUUUAAAAAUGUUUAUUUUCAGUUCCGCGUCUGUCAUGUUAAAUUUUAUAAGGCAUUAGUCACCCCGUCAGGUUUUCAGUCAGACGCGCUGCGUAUUAAAGAAGCUCUUCGAUCCGAGCGCGCUCUACGUUGGAUGCCGGCCGGGGGAGGGCGAAGGGGGCGGUCCACACGAAGGUCCCGAGGAAAGCCCAUGUCACGUCGGCUUGAAGGAAUUAGUCAAUUUACCAGCGCUGCCGACUGGGCUCGUACGGAGCUGCGGUGGAUCGGCAAACGCAAGCUGCCUGCAUAUAACAGACAGCCGAAGCCGAUGUGCAUGAUCUUCCUGGUCAACAGAGAAACUGGCAUUGUAUUUCAACUAGCGACAUAGGGUGAUUUUUUUCAUUAUGUUGGAUAGCAGCGGAAAGGUACUGAAGGAGGGGCUGAUGGAGAAAAGAAGCGACGGCUUGCUGCAACUGUGGAAGAAGAAGCACUGCGUCCUCACGGAAGAGGGGCUCCUUUUGCACCCCCCGAAGCAGCACGACAAUCCGCAUCACCAACAGCAGCAGGUCAAGGAGCCGGGCAAAAUGAAGGAGUUGCAUUUCUCCAACAUGAAGACGGUGGAUUGCGUCGAGCGGAAGGGCAAGUAUGUUUACUUCACGGUGGUCAUGUCCGAAGGGAAAGAGAUCGACUUCAGGUGUCCGCAAGACGAGGGCUGGAACGCCGAAAUAACUUUGCAGAUGGUGCAGUACAAGAACCGGCAGGCGAUCCUGGCGGUACGGUCCACGAGGCAGAAACAGCAGCUGCUCGUCGUGCAGCUUCCAGGGCACAAAAGCAUCAGGAAUUCGCAAAAUGUGGUGUAAACUGUGAUGGAUGCUCGAGAUGGGUCAAUGGGACCAUCGACCGAGGCUCCCCAGCCGCUACCGGCUCCUGCCGUCCUCGCCGAGCUGAUAACAGGGGCCACCCGAUCGCAGUAAAUCGCUUUUUGUUUGAUUCAGAACAACACCCAUUUCCUCAAACUUUUUUUUUUUUUCUGUUCUUCGUUUACUUUCCCACGAACAAAACAGACCUUCGCUUAUAAAAGAAGGAAGGAAGAAAAGAAGAUAUUUACAUCCACCUUGCGGGUUUUUUUUAUUUUAUUUAUUAUUUGUAAAUAUUUUCCCAUGCGUUUGACAUUUAUGAAUGUGAGACGAUGGAUGUUAUGUAUGUCGGAAGAAAGGUGGAAAGACGUCAGUGGCUUCACAGUGUACUUUUUAAAUAAGAUGUACAACAUCUGAACCCUUGGCUAUACAGCACAAAAACCAGGUACCCAUAGGAAAGCCGUCUCACCGGCGAAGCAGCGCAGUGAACCGGAAAGGCGCUCAUCAAAAUACCACGUUGUUCCCAUUUGUCUUGUUGAAUUAAACCAAAGACCUAAUGCACAACUUCAGAUAAAUUUGUUACAGCAUAAUUUAUACCAUGCAAUUUUAGUUUUGAUAAAUUAUAUGUUUUAUUGAGACAGUUGGAUUAAAAAAAACGAUUUUGUUUUUUUUCGCUUUUUUAUUAUUAUUUUUUAAAUUAUGUUUUAUAGGUCUACUCACAAAGUAGUAAUUAAAGAGACCCUUAAUCAUUCACCUGCGCAGCCGUACUGUCACUAUAGGAAAGUUACUGGUUGAAGUUCGCGCCUUAAAUUCGCCGUUUAUUCCGUUAAAGUGGAAGUGUACUGCUGAGCUCUGUGUGACGGAGUGUAGCUCACGGGCACAGAAUUAUCAGUUUACUUUGGGUUACUUUGUGACUUUUUUUGUCAAAUGGCUGUGCAUUAGUGUUGAGUCUCAGUCCUAUUUUGAUGUGAGAUGUAUUUUCAUACUUCUUAAUACAUUCCAUUUCACUGGAA